UUUCCAAGAUGGCUGCCUCCAUCGCAGGAUUGCUAAAACCUUGGACACCGAGUGUGGUGUUGGUGAGAUGGAGCAAAUACAAUCCUUACUAUCUAGAGCCAGAGGUCAGGAAGGAGGCUUACAGCCAACCAAUAAUUGAGCUGAGCGCUGAGGAGAAAAAGGAGCGUGAGCUCAAGAUGACACAACCCAUCAAAGCAGCAACCAAUGCAGUAACCAGCUCUGUUUUUGAUGACCCAGAUGUCAGUAAAUUCAUCAACAUGAUGAUGAAACAUGGAAACAAGGUUUUGGCUAGAGAGAUUAUGACACAGACACUGGAGCACAUGAAGAGGAAACAAGUGGAGAAAUAUCACAAAGCUUCAGAGGGAGAAAAAGCAGAGAUUGAGUGUAAUCCCUACAAGAUUUUUCACCAGGCUUUGGAGAACUGUAAGCCUGUUGUUGGGCUGACCAGAGUAAAGAAAGGUGCAAGGAUCUACCAGGUGCCCAUCCCACUUACAGACAGCAGACGUCGCUUCCUUGCAAUGAAAUGGAUGAUCACAGAAUGCAGAGAAAACAAACACAGACGCACGUUCAUGUACGAAAAACUUGCGCAGGAACUGAUGACUGCCUUUGAAAAUGAGGGCAACGUCAUGAGGAAGAAGCACGAGAUGCACAAGGUGGCUGAAUCGAACAGAGCGUACGCCCACUUCCGCUGGUGGUAGACGAAACAUUUUGGGACUGAAAUGCUGUGUAUUCAUACGUCUGCAGAUUGUCAGAAAUGUUGGGAGGUAUCUCUGCUCAAAUAACUGUAAAUAAACACAAAACUCACUGUGGAAGGGGAGAUAUGUGCUUAAAAGUCAAA
Nematolebias whitei (Rio pearlfish) is the source of this 838-nucleotide messenger RNA. RefSeq names its product mitochondrial ribosomal protein S7 (gene mrps7). Gene Ontology annotation, biological process: translation; ribosomal small subunit assembly. The transcript has 5 exons. Gene Ontology annotation, cellular component: ribosome. Lineage: Eukaryota; Metazoa; Chordata; Actinopteri; Cyprinodontiformes; Rivulidae. Bases 9 to 698 code for a protein of 229 amino acids. Gene Ontology annotation, molecular function: mRNA binding; structural constituent of ribosome; rRNA binding. The record is from RefSeq and is a predicted model, not a curated record.